AUGUCUUCGUCAUCAACAACAGGCAACAACAACGCUGUCGGCAGCGGACAACAAGCGCGAGGUUUGAAGACGUAUUUCAAAACUCCGGAAGAAAGGUAUAAGCUUAAGUACGAGAAAAGUCAUCCCGCCGGUCUCCUUCACUAUGCCCAUGACAAAAUGUACAGUGAGCUUAUAUCAUCCAACAUUGCUGAAGCUGAAGCUGAUAAGAUUCAGAGUGAAGGGGAGGUUGAGGGCGUGGAGGAGGAUGGUGGUGGUAGUGGUGAUUUGACGAUUUUGCCCCUGUUUGAGCAAUUUUUGUCAACUGCCAAGCCAUUGGCAAAACGUGUUGCAGCUCCUUUAUGUGAUAAUGGUGAAACAAAAGAUUUGCAUGUUGUGGGAAGGGCAAGAAUGGAACCGAUUUUACCUCCUUUCAUUGAAGUCGCAUUUACCUAUACUCAUGGAUUCUUCAGCAAUGUAGCAGAAAUCUUAGAGGAUGGAAUGAUUCAGCUAGUUGGAAAUCUUUUGACUCUUUUUCUGUUGAAGGAUGGAACCGAGGGAAGUACGAGUGGAACAACUUUAUUUUUCACUGUCUUUCUUGGCAACAUGACAUUGGGAACUUUUCUAAUGGCUUUCUUAAAGAAAAGGGACAAUGAAGAAACAGAAGAACAAAGAGAUUCCUCUCUUAGUUUCUAUUCUUUCCUAAUAUAUUUAUGGAAGCAUGUGCUAACUCCUUUAACCUUGGAUUCUGUUUGUAUCAUUCAUUGUAGGGCAGAGUUCACAAAGUUUUUUGUUCAGCCAUCUCUUGGUGAGUCCGGUGUAGGUGGUGCCAUGGGUGUAUAUGGAGUUUUUGAUGCGAUUUGUUCUCUAGCUGCUGGUCGGUUUACAUCAGGUCUCACAUCAAUCACUGUGAUUGUUUGUGGUGGAGCAUUUCGUCAGUGUGGUAUAUUGAUCUGGCUCCUAAAUUACAGCUGGAGGAAGAGGAAGGUUGUACUGAUGACAGUGAGAACCCAAAUUCAAUCAGAAGCCAUACAGUUUGGGCUUGCAAUGCAACAUUCAGGUGCUCUUUUGCUAGAGCCUGGUCGUACAAUGCUCACAUUGCAUAUUGGAGAGUCUCCCGCCGAAUCUUCUGUAAACGCUGGGCCAGCUGUUUAUAUAUCUCCAUCAGAUCCUAAUCCUAUAAUGGUUCAGUUGAUUGCUGAUAUAGGAAUAGUGGGUGCUCCAAAUGCAGGAAAAAGCAUGUUUUUAAGUGUUAUUAGUGUUGACAUUUAG
Messenger RNA from Lactuca virosa, 1248 nucleotides. The record is from the annotation of a GenBank genome assembly. Lineage: Eukaryota; Viridiplantae; Streptophyta; Magnoliopsida; Asterales; Asteraceae.